AUGGCCGCCUUCCCGCCGCCGCCGGUCAACACGAUUGACUGGUCCAACGUCGGCUUCAAGGUCCGCGAGGUCAACGGCCACGUCGAAUCCACCUUCUCGAGGUCCACGGGCCAGUGGACGCCCCUGCGCUUCGUCGCCGACCCCUUCAUGCGCAUCCACGGCAUGGCUCCGGCCCUCAACUAUGGCCAGCAGGCCUACGAGGGCCUCAAGGCCUUCCGCGGCCCCGGCGACGCAGACAUCGCCGUCUUCCGCCCGGACCGCAACGCCCUGCGCCUCCAGCACUCGGCCGACGUCGUCUCCAUGCCGCGCGUCCCCGUCGACCUCUUUCUCCACGCCUGCCGCGCCGCCGUCGCCCUCAACGCCGCCUUUGUCCCGCCCCACGCCACCGGCGCCGCCCUCUACGUCCGGCCCCAGCUCUACGGUUCCAGCGCCCAGCUCGGCCUCACCGCCCCCGAAGAGUACAUCUUUGCCGUCUUCGUCAUCCCCACGGGCGUCUACCACGGCACCGACCCCGUCAAGGCCCUCAUCCUCGACGAGUUUGACCGCGCCGCCCCCAACGGCGUCGGCAGCGCAAAGGUCGGCGGCAACUACGCCCCCGUCCUGCGCUGGAGCGACAAGGCCCGCAGCGAGGGCUUUGGCAUCACCCUGCACCUCGACAGUGCCCGCCACGAGGACAUCGACGAGUUUAGCACCAGCGGCUUCAUCGGCAUCCUCACCGGCGAACACGGCCAAGACGACGUCACCCUGGUCGCCCCAGACUCAAAGUGCGUCAUCGACAGCGUCACCAGCGACAGCAUCCUGCACAUUGCCCGCAGCUACGGCUGGAAGACGGAGAAGCGGCCCAUCAAGUACGCCGAGCUGCCGCGUUUCGCAGAGGUCGUCGCCGCCGGCACCGCCGCCGCCCUCGUCCCCAUCCGCUCCAUCACCCGCCACCACUCCCCGGGCCUGUGGCCCGCCGGCCCUCGCGGCGAGGCCGGACCCCUCUGCCUCAAGCUGCUGACACAGCUCAAGGCCAUCCAGCUGGGCAAGGUCGACGACGCCUUCGGCUGGCGCGUUGCCGUCACCGAGGCCGACAAGAAGAUUGACGGCGCCCCUGCCGGCGACAUUAACGGCUCUGCCCAGACGGUGGAUCAGCUCAAUUAG
Hirsutella rhossiliensis is the source of this 1143-nucleotide messenger RNA. Its product is annotated as amino-transferase class IV domain-containing protein. The record is from RefSeq and is a predicted model, not a curated record. Gene Ontology annotation, molecular function: branched-chain-amino-acid:2-oxoglutarate transaminase activity. The transcript is spliced from 3 exons. NCBI's taxonomy places the organism in Eukaryota, Fungi, Ascomycota, Sordariomycetes, Hypocreales, Ophiocordycipitaceae. Gene Ontology annotation, biological process: branched-chain amino acid metabolic process. Bases 1 to 1143 code for a protein of 380 amino acids.